AUGGAUGCUAAGAGGUGGUUGCUAACAGUAGUUUAUGCCAGUCCAUGUUCUAAUGUGAGAACUUCUCUUUGGAAGUAUUUUGAUGGGUUGGCUGCUGUUUGUAAUUUACCUUGGUUGUUGAUUGGGGAUUUUAAUGAUAUUGUUUGUGGUGAUGAGAAGCUUGGUGGUAAUUUGGAUGUUGGUGGUCAGCAUUUUAUUGAGUGGCUUGAUAGGAAUCAUCUUAUUGAUUUGGGUUUUUCUGGCUCUAAUUUUACCUGGUGUAAUAAAAGGGGUGAAAAGGAUAUUAUUUGGAAACUGCUUGAUAGAGGUCUCUAUAAUAUUGAUUGGAGAUUCUUGUUUUCUGAAGCUCACCUUUCUCACCUUCCGAGAGUGAAUUCUGAUCAUUGUCCUAUCAUGGUUAAGUUCUUUUCCAACCAUCUUCCUGCUACAGAAUCUAUGCCUUUCAGAUUCCAAGCAAUGUGGUUAAGUCAUCCUAGGUUUUCUGAGUUCCUUUCUGGUUUGUGGAAUUCUGGUACGGGAAAUGCUUUUAAGAAGUCUGCUAGUCUUAUUUGGCCUCUUCAACGUUGGAAUAAACAGGUGUUUGUAUGUCUUUUUCAAAAGAAAAGAAGGAUUUUGGCUCGGUUUGCUGGUAUUCAAAGAAGCUUAUGUAUGCAGUUUAAUCAUUUCCUUAGUCAGUUGGAAACUGAUUUGACUACAGAGCAUAAUCGCAUCCUUGAUCAAGAAGAGGUUUUUUGGUUGCAAAAAUCUAGAAACACUUGGCUUAAGGAAGGGCUGUUUAGUGAGCCUACUUUAUCUGGUGAGUAUUCUUUACUUCCCCAGUAUUUUCCUGAGCUUGAGCACUUUGAUUGUACAAGGUUAAAUGGUGAGGUUUCUGAUGUGGAGAUUCAAAGUAGUUUAUUUGCUAUUGGUGGAUUGAAAACGUCUGGCCCUGACAGAGCUUCUCUUCUUGAGCACCUUAAUGAUACUUUAAUUGCUUUGGUUCCUAAGGUUGAAAGGCCUCUUAAUAUGGCUCAACUUAGGCCUAUUAGUUUAUGUAAUACUCUCUAUAAAGUGGUUUCUAAGAUUUUAGUUUCUAGGCUUCGUCCUAUUAUGACUAAAAUUGUUAGCCCCACUCAAGUCAGUUUUGUGCCAGGGAGACAUAUUGUUGAUAAUAUUGUGAUUGCUCAGGAGAUGCUUCAUAAGUUCAAGGUUGCUAAAGGUCAAAAGGGUUUUAUUGCUUGGAAAAUUGAUCUUUCCAAGGCCUAUGAUCGUUUAAGUUGGUCUUUUAUUAGAGAGAAUAUUGCCUCUAUUAGUGGUUCUCCUUUAUCUGAUAACCUUGGUAAGUAUCUUGGAGUUCCCUUAAUUCACACUAGAGUUACCAAAGAUACUUAUCAGGAAAUUAUUGAUAAAGUCCAAAAAUGCCUAUCUUCCUGGAAAAGCCACACUUUGUCAAUGGCUGGCAGGCUCACAUUAUUGCAAUCAGUCGCCUCAGCUAUUCCUAUUUAUUCUAUGCAAACUGCUAUGUUGCCUGCUUCUGUUUGGUCCAAGUUGGAUCAGUUAAAUAAGAAUUUUCUUUGGGGGCAUGCCUUUGAUAAGGUUAAGGUGCAUCUUGUGAACUGGGAAAUUGUGUGUAAGUCUAAAUGUGAUGGUGGUUUGGGAGUGAAAAAGGCUACUUGGAUGAAUCAAGCUUUAUUGGCUAAAUUCGGUUGGAGACUUCUUCAUAAUGACCAAGGGCUUUGGGCCAAAGUUCUUAAGGCUAAAUAUUUAAAAAACUGUGAUAUGUUGUCUGUUAAUGAGCAUAAGUUUCGUAAUUGCUCUAGCAGCUGGAGGGGUGUGUUAUUUGGUGCUAAGCUUCUUCCCUCUGAUGUUAAAUAG
Molecule: messenger RNA, 1854 nt
Organism: Prunus armeniaca (apricot)
Lineage: Eukaryota; Viridiplantae; Streptophyta; Magnoliopsida; Rosales; Rosaceae
Source: the annotation of a GenBank genome assembly